This is a messenger RNA of Porites lobata, 1730 nucleotides long. The record is from the annotation of a GenBank genome assembly. Lineage: Eukaryota; Metazoa; Cnidaria; Anthozoa; Scleractinia; Poritidae.
UGUACCUUUUGUGGCAGUGAAAACUCUUGUGUGACAUUUUCCCUUGUGAACGACACUUUAAAUAACAAAUGCAAGAACCAAGAUUGGUACUUCAAGCAAUGUUUUGGUAGGUUUUAUCUUUUUUUUUCCAAAGAUAUCACUCAAAUGUGGUCUUCUUAUACAGUUCCAAAAGAAAACUGGUGAGAUAAAGGGCAGGGCGCAGAAAGCUUUCCAUUUGAAAAGAGUGCGAAGCGAAGGGUAGACUGAUAUGACUCGAGGACACUCGCGAUAUUCAAACGGAGAGCUUUCUUAUUAUAGAAAAUCAACGCUUGAUGAAAUAGGCCACUUCCGAGUUCCAAAAACUCUCACUCUCAAAAUGAGGCCAGGUGCACAACCUUUCUUGUGAAAAUGAGUUUAUGUGCAUAAGAAUGAAAAAUCAUUUCCAUACCAAAGGCUGAGAACCUACCCUCGUUUUGAAACAGAGGCCCGGAGGAACUAGGAAAUGGUCCGUUAACGGGAAUUUCAAAAGUUAAUGAACCCCGUUCCAGUUCUGCCAGCAACUUUGGAACAAAGAUAAAAGAAAGAGAUAGUUCUGCUUCACUUUUCUUAUAUAUCAAGAGAUUUUGUGUCUAAUUAUUUUACAGUUAAUGGCAAGUCUCUCCUUAUUGCUGUUCCCGUAACUGUUUUUGUCGUUCUUGUACUUCUGGUUUGCUGCUGUUGCUGUUGCUGCUGCAAAGGAAAAAAAUGCAGAGGAUGUGGAAAGUGCCUUCGUAACAUUUUUUGUUGCUGCUGUUGUUGUUGCGAUGAGAACCGUUCCAGUUCCUCAGGUCAGUACGUACAGAUAUGCCAGACCUAGAGAGAAUUAAAUGUCAGAGAGCUAGGAAUCACGCAAUCUAUAGCCCUUGGGAUAUGUGAAUUUCACCAAAGUUAUUUUUUGACCAAUUGAACGCUUGAAAUUUAUCGGGAAUUGGUUUCGGUCUGCAAACUUUUAUUCAGUCUUGCCAAGAAAAAAUGAUGGGACAUUAUGCUCUCUUGGUGUGUCGCCAUUACAAAAUUCUGCACUAUUUGCUUUAAGGCACUAACGCAUCGAAUUGAUAGCGUUUCAAACAGUCGAUUUAAAUGUGUGGACGUCCCAAGAAUUAUAAUUCCGUUUAAUUACAACCUCUAAAAAUAACUUAAGUGAAAUUCACAUAUCCAGGCCAACGCCUUAAGAUUCCCUCUCUGCCAUAAUUUUCUCUUGGCCAAACCUAGAUUUCCUUCUGGUUUUUCAUGUUUUACAAACCGUGGAAUUUGACCUUCCCGCAGGCCAAAAAGUUACUCACGGUUGAACAGCAGUAGACUAUUGGCUCAACAAUGCCAUGGAAGAGAAAUAAAGGGAAGAGGGAAUUCGGCCGUGCGAGGAUGUGAAAGGCACGUCUAACUGGACGAUUGCCAAGUGGGGGUGGGGAGGUGGGGGGGGCUGGGGUACAGGUACAAAGCACCUUGAAUUCUAAUUCUAUUGGUUCUUCACGCCUUAAUCAACCUAGUCGCUAGUGGAGUUUAAAGAUGCUUUCUUAUAUUCGAAAUUCUUUACAUUUUCCUUAGGUAAAAGUCAUGGAUUGCGUAGCGGUGUGAAAAUUCCAAUGACUAGAAGUGCUGCUUCUCGGAUUCAAAGUGCCACCGCAAGACGUUAUGGCGGUGUUUCAAAAGGGAGUUUUUCUUCUCGGGCUCAGUCGACUGCAGACCGGCGUGCAUAUUGGGGUAUUUACUAG